Durusdinium trenchii is the source of this 1341-nucleotide messenger RNA. The record is from the annotation of a GenBank genome assembly. NCBI's taxonomy places the organism in Eukaryota, Dinophyceae, Suessiales, Symbiodiniaceae.
AUGCUCAGCCCACGCAGCCCGCACGCGCGGGGCGCUGCCGCGCGUGCGGCGCGCGAGACGCUGGGCUGCUGUGUCGGGCGGCGGAGCAUCGCUGGCAUCCCACGGGAGGUGGUGGUGGCCAGUGCAGCGCGGACACCCAUAGGCGCCUUCUGUGGUGCCCUGUCGCUCAUGCCCGUGCAUCGCUUGGGUGCCGCGGCCCUGGGCGCCGCCGUGCGGCGGGCGGGGCUGGAACCACACGAGGUGGAGAUGGUGCUGAUGGGCCAUGCGAUGACGGCCGGCUGUGGCAGCCACACGGCGCGCCAGGCGGCCCAUGCGGCCGAGCUGCCGGCGACGGUGGACUGCACGGGCGUGAACAAAGGCUGCGCGUCUGGGCUGAAGGCGAUCACCUUGGCGGCUCAGGCGAUUGCCAUGGGGCAGGUGGAUGUGGCGCUCUGUGGAGGCAUGGAGAGCAUGUCGCAAGUGCCCUACUUUCUCCGCCAUGCACGGCGGGGAGGAUAUCACUAUGGCCACGGGACCUUGGAAGAUUCCGCACUGUCCGAUGGGCGCCUCGGCGCCCAAUCCGAGGACCGAAGAGAGUUGGGCCUGAACCGUGCCGCACAGGACCGCUAUGCGCUGGAGAGUUAUGCGAAAGCGGCCAAGGCUUGGCAACAGGGCGCCUUUGAUUUGGAAGUGGCACCCGUGAGGGUGAAGAACCCCGCGGCCGAGCGCGACGCCAUGGAGAAGCGCUCCAUCAUCAUGAGCGACGCUCGGAUUUGGGAUGGCUUGGGACCGGCAUUUGGGUCUCCAUCUCCGGCGCUCGCGGGCACGCUGGGUGCUUGUGAGGGGUGGCAGUCGGACCAGUCCCAUGGAGGAGGUUUCAGGGACCUCAUCGAUGGCGCCAUCGAUCUCCAGGAAGAUGGCACCAUCACCGCAGCCAACGCCUCGUCUCUGAACGACGGCGCCGCCGCGCUGGUCUUGAUCAGUGAGCCGCGCGCCAGGGACCUGGGCAUUACCGGUCUGGCACGACGCUUGGCGUGCAACGCGUGGGUGGAGGCGGGCAUUUGCGCCUUCGCGGACGCCGCGGUGGAGCCGCGGCACGUGGCCAAGGCACCGGCGGCGGCGAUUGGCCGUGCACUCUCCGCGGCGCGGAUGAACACCGUGAACUUCUAUGAGAUCCACGAAACCUUCAGCGCGGUGGCUUUGGCCAACAUGCAGCUCUUGGACUUGGAUCCCUCGCGGGUGAACGUCAACGGCGGCGCUGUGGCGCUGGGGCACCCCAUUGGCGCCUCGGGUGCGCGCAUCGUGGCCACCCUGCUGAGUGUCCUCACCCAGCAGGCCGGCAUGAGGGGGAAAGAGAAGUGA